Staurois parvus is the source of this 1152-nucleotide messenger RNA. NCBI's taxonomy places the organism in Eukaryota, Metazoa, Chordata, Amphibia, Anura, Ranidae. The record is from the annotation of a GenBank genome assembly.
AUGUGCCCAUACUGGUUUUGUGUCUUAGGUCUACUGUUGUUCACAGGUACUGGAGCAUCCUGCAUCUAUCCAUUGCUGGGGGCUACGCUAAACGGCUGGUAUUUCCUCGCAACCGAAGUGGAUGACAUCUGCUUCAAUUAUGCAAAGAAAAACGUGGAGCAGAAUAACUUGGCUGAUCUGAUUAAAGUGGUUAAAGUCCCUCAGAAAACACUUCUAAUGGAUGCGUUAAAAGAAGAAUCUGGUAUAAUAUAUGAUUUUUGUAUGUGCAAUCCUCCGUUUUUUGCCAACCAGAUGGAAGCUCAGGGAGUGAACUCGCGAAACCCUCGCCGCCCCCCUCCAAGUUCUGUAAACACGGGUGGCAUUACUGAGAUUAUGGCAGAGGGGGGAGAGUUGGAGUUUGUAAAGAGAAUCAUCCAUGACAGCCUUCAGCUAAAGAGAAGGUUGAGAUGGUACAGCUGCAUGCUGGGUAAGAAGUGCAGUUUGGCGCCAUUGAAGGAAGAACUGCGAAUACAGGGGUACCCAAAGUUGCACAUACAGAAUUUUAUCAGGGAAAAAACCAUGCGUUGGGCACUGGCAUGGAGCUUCUAUGAUGAUGUGAUCAUCCCUAAUCCACCCUCCAAAAAAAGAAAAUUGGAGAAGCCGCGCAAGCCCAUGUUGUUUACUAUACUAGAGACCACUGUGCUAAUGCUGAAGGAGAAAUUGAAUGGCCCCCAGGACCCAACUCUCAGCUAUGUGGCUGUGGUCACAGGCUUUCUGAAAAAGAUUCUUACAGAUCUGAAGGUUGAGCAUAAACCUAUGCCUUGUGGGAAAGAAGAAGAGAGUUUAUUUCUUACAGCAGUUGAAAACUCCUGGAUCCAUAGCCGCAGAAAGAAAAGGAAGCAUAUGAGACAGCUUAGAGAGUUGCCUCGUGCUCCUGAGAAGGAUUUUAAGCACACGAAUUCCUCUGAAGAACUGAACCAGGCUACAGUAGAGGGGUCACAGCCAGUUCAGGGCAGUGGUUCUCCUUUUCUUUUCAAAUGCUUGCUGAAUGUGAAGAAAGAGGUUCCUAAUGUGGUGGUUGAAAUGUAUUGGGUAGAGGGACAAAACAAGGACUUAAUGAACCAGCUGUGCACGUACUUACGCAAUCAACUCUGUAGACUUGCAAGCAGCUAG